Messenger RNA from Thlaspi arvense, 487 nucleotides. NCBI's taxonomy places the organism in Eukaryota, Viridiplantae, Streptophyta, Magnoliopsida, Brassicales, Brassicaceae. The record is from the annotation of a GenBank genome assembly.
GCCUCUCUCAAAACGCGUCAGUACUGACUCGUUUGCUCUUUACAGAGAUCUUAUGAAGGAGACAUGUUUUGCUCCUAACAAUUUUACUUUCACGAUGUUGACCAAGUCCUGCAUUUUGAGUAUGUGUGUUUACCAAGGUUUACAGUUGCAUGGCCAAAUUUGGAGAUUUGGGUUUUGUGCAGAUAUGUAUUUUUCGACCGGAGUCGUUGAUAUGUACGCCAAAUUCGGGAAGAUGAGAUUUACAAGUAGCAUUUUUGAUGAAAUGCCUCAGCGAACUGAGUUAGAUGUAGUGAGUGAGAUCUUUGAUGAGAUGCCUGAAGCUAAGGACGUUGUGAUAUGCAACACGAUGAUGGAUGGGUUAUGUCAAAUCAGUCUCGGUGAAUGGUGUCACCAUUUUGUGAAGAGGAAAAGGCUCCAUAAGAAAGUGAAAGUGGGUACAGCGAUUCUUGAUAUGUACUCAAAAUGCGGAGAGAUAGAGCAGGAUCUU